Molecule: messenger RNA, 1364 nt
Organism: Diospyros lotus (date-plum)
Lineage: Eukaryota; Viridiplantae; Streptophyta; Magnoliopsida; Ericales; Ebenaceae
Product: ubiquitin C-terminal hydrolase 12-like
Exons: 7
Coding region: 273-1265 (330 amino acids)
Molecular function (GO): protein binding
Source: RefSeq, a predicted model, not a curated record
CUAGAUCUAUACAUCUCAGUAUUUAGCUAAAAUAUUUGAUCCUUAAUUAUAUAUUAGAUGGGUAAAUAACCUCAUUAUGUCGUAAUUAAAGAAACACUAUAUUUUGUUUAAAAAAAUUGACUGACUACUUGUCGAGUAAGAAAAGGGAAACCGGAGGCUCAUUUGCCACUUCAAUAUUUGUAGACAAACGGAGGCUCUCAGGAGGAGGAGAGUGUGAGUUGAGUGGAGUGGAGGAAAAUAAUUAAUCACCUUCUAGUUGCUCCUUUGCUCAGAUGGCGUCUCCAUUCCAAGUAAGUUACUGUAGUAAGCAAAUGUCAGAGAAGGGUACACAAAAGAUUUCUGACCUUGAUGGUGUAUUAGAAGUUUCAAGAUCCAUGAGACAUGUUCGGCCGGCUCACUACCUCUUCAAAAUAGAGGCUUUCUCAUUGCUCUCCGAAUUUGACGUUGAAAAAUGGGAGUCUGAUGAUUUUGAAUCCGGUGGCUAUAAGUGGGGAUUGUGCCUUUAUCCAAAUGGAGAUGAGAAGAGAAAUGGAAAUGGUCACAUAUCACUCUACCUAGUUAUAAGGGAUACAAAUAGUCUUCCUCCUGGUUGGGAGGUGUAUGUGCAGUUCAAAUUAUUUGCCCUCAAUCAUAUACAAGACAAGUAUCUAACUGUCCAAGAAGGUAAAACGAGAUGCUUUCGUGCCAUGAAGACCGAAUGGGGUUUUCCCCAAUUCCUUUCACUUGACUCCUUCGAAAACACACAAAGCGGGUACCUCCUUGACAACUCUUGCGAAUUUGGAGCAGAGGUUUUCGUCAUCAAAUAUGAUGGCAAAGGGGAGUGUUUAUCCAUAGUGAAAGAACCCAGUGAUAACACCUUCACAUGGAAGAUUAACAAAUUCUCAACAAUCACCGACACUAAUCUUCACUCUGAGGAGUUCAAAGUGGGGGACCACAAGUGGAAGCUAUCGUUGUAUCCUAGAGGACAACAAAAUUCAAGUGGAGAUAAUAUAUCCCUCUUUUUGGUUGCGGUUGAUCAUACAAAGCUUCAUCCUCAUCGAAAACUGUAUGCCAAAUACAAGCUGCGGGUAAGGAACCAGGUUGGGCAUGCGCACCUUGAGAAAGAAGCUUGUUGCGGGUUCUCUGCAUCAGUUGGCGAUUGGGGAUUCUGGGACUUUAAGAAAUUGAGCCAUCUGAAUGACCCAUCAGAAGGAUACGUAGUCAAGGAUACUUUAGUUGUUGAAGUUGAAAUUAUGGCCAUGUCUGUGCUUAAGAAGUUUCCUUAAAACUUACUAUUACAGUGAACAUAACUAUGUAGCCAAAAACUUUUGAAUAUAUAUGUUCUUAUUUCCACCCCGUAAUUCUUACUUGUCUUCUCUCUGUAU